GGAUGGUGCCUUGUCAUGAAGGCUGGGGAAGACACGGUUACAUACUGCAGGAACCAGCCUACCUGCCUGCAUCUGAGGGUUUCUGCUAGACAUUCACCUGCAGGUGCCUUGCUAGCUGUUCAGGUUAAAGAACUCGUUCUUGACAACUGUAGGUCAUACGAAGGCAAAAUCGAAGGCCUCACAGAUGAGUUUGAAGAGCUGGAAUUCUUAAGUACAAUCAACGUAGGCUUAACCUCAGUUGCAAACUUACCAAAGUUAAACAAACUUAAGAAGCUCGAGCUAAGUGACAACAGAAUCUCAGGCGGACUGGAAGUGUUGGCAGAAAAGUGUCCGAACCUCACGCAUCUAAAUCUAAGCGGCAACAAAAUAAAAGAUCUCGGUACAAUAGAACCUCUGAAAAAGUUAGAAAACCUGAAGAGUCUAGAUCUUUUCAAUUGCGAGGUAACCAACUUGAACGAUUAUAGAGAAAAUGUAUUCAAGCUCCUCCCGCAACUCACAUACCUCGAUGGCUACGAUCGGGAUGACAAAGAAGCACCGGACUCUGAUGCAGAGGGCUACGUGGAGGGCUUAGACGACGAGGAGGAAGAUGAAGAUGUCUUAUCUCUAGUGAAAGAUCGGGAUGACAAAGAAGCACCGGACUCUGAUGCAGAGGGCUACGUGGAGGGCUUAGACGACGAGGAGGAGGAUGAAGAUGAAGAGGAGUAUGAUGAUGAUGCUCAGGUAGUAGAAGAUGAAGAAGACGAGGAGGAAGAGGAGGAAGGAGAAGAGGAGGAUGUGAGUGGAGAAGAGGAGGAGGAUGAAGAAGGCUACAACGAUGGUGAAGUAGAUGACGAUGAAGAUGAAGAAGAGCCCGAUGAAGAACGGGGACAGAAAAGAAAACGAGAGCCUGAAGAUGAAGGGGAUGAAGACGACUAAACUGAAUAACCUAUUUUGAAAAUUUC
Molecule: messenger RNA, 941 nt
Organism: Athene cunicularia (burrowing owl)
Lineage: Eukaryota; Metazoa; Chordata; Aves; Strigiformes; Strigidae
Gene: ANP32A
Product: acidic nuclear phosphoprotein 32 family member A
Exons: 8
Coding region: 16-915 (299 amino acids)
Biological process (GO): regulation of apoptotic process; nucleocytoplasmic transport
Cellular component (GO): perinuclear region of cytoplasm; nucleus
Molecular function (GO): histone binding
Source: RefSeq, a predicted model, not a curated record